Molecule: messenger RNA, 1372 nt
Organism: Adelges cooleyi (spruce gall adelgid)
Lineage: Eukaryota; Metazoa; Arthropoda; Insecta; Hemiptera; Adelgidae
Exons: 4
Coding region: 300-1232 (310 amino acids)
Cellular component (GO): aminoacyl-tRNA synthetase multienzyme complex
Source: RefSeq, a predicted model, not a curated record
UCCGUGACGUUGGCUACCCUGCGCACGGACGUUAUCAACUAUGAACAGCAGUUGAUAGCGGGAGAACACAUUUGUGAUAACAGAAAAACCGACCUUUUCCAACAAUAAAAUCGAAUACCUAUACUGUUGAUGCUCGACCUAUACAUAUCUAUGUGUUCGACACACUGACACGUUUUAACCGCAGCGGUUUGAGUUUUUCUGAUUCUGUCGCGAAGAAUAAUUACAGUUUUUUAAACCAUUGACGACUUACGUGAAUUAAUCAUAUUUAAUAAUCGUGUCCCUAAUCGAAAAUAAAAACGAUGUACAAGUUAAAGCCAGUGUUUAACGUUCCUCUAGAAAUUAAGAGCACUUGUACCAUGUACAAGCUAAAAAAUUUACAUGAGAGCGCCGUUAAAAUGUUUAAUAAGUCCGACAAGGAUAUAAUUGAAGAAAUACACCAAUUGACCGACAGAGAAAUUGAAUUAGUCUUAAAAAAACAAAAUGAAGUACUAAAAACAUUGGAAGAACUUGAAAUCAGGGUAAACAAUUUAGAACCACAAUUUCCUAAAUCAGAAAAAGUUGAACCCCCGUCAGUUGUUAAAAAACAAUCGACUCAGCCGUCAAAAAAAAUUAUUAGUAAAAAGCACGAAAAAAUACCGACAGCCGAGAUAAAUAAAAAAAUUGCUGAACUGACAAAAACCGAUACAGUUAUUUGUGCUGACCCUGAAGACCCACCGUAUUCAUUAUUAGCGCUCCCACUUCUAUGGUCGUCGGUUUCAUGGGAUAUUACUUAUCAUAUUCAUUCAUCGCUCACUGUCGACUCAAAAGUGGUGUCUGAUAAAUUGAAUGUAUUUAAAAACUGGCACUCAAGCGUGCCAAACGUAAAGACUGUAAAAGUUAUCGUUAUUUGGAAGCAUACCGAACCGAGUACAGUAAUUGUGAGAUCACCUGCAAACUCAUUAAUCGGUGAAGUAUCUCUAAUACGACUGUUUGAUCGGUAUUUGACCGCAGAAUCAUUGUCCAUUACCGAUCAAGUAAAUGUCGACCAAGUUUUGGACUCGAUAUAUACAAUCAAAUACUCAUCAAUAGAUCGUUUGUCCGAGUUAUGCAACUUGAUCGACCCUUCGGACAAAGAGUUAAAUGUUGCGCAAGUUGCCCUAUGGUCAUUGUUGUACAGUAAACAAAAUGUAAAGAAAUGUCCCAAGUCGUUAGAAAAAUGGUUUGAACAGCUGAGUAAAAAAAUAUGUUUGUAACUUAUAAACAUUAUUUCUUCUUACCGUCGUUUGUUGUGGUCUUACACAAAUUUUCGAGACGGCAGUUUUUUUUUUUUUGAAAAUACUAAAUGAUUUGCCAGCGAUGUGUACUUAUUAUUAACAACAUAAAAAAAAAAUUA